AUGCGUUUCGAACUCCCCAUUAUCCUGGCUCUUGUAGCCCAGCUGGCUCAGUCUAGCCCCGUUUUGGACAACAAUUUGCAGGCUCGCACGGUCGAGGAUGGACGCAAGCACCCCAACGAUGCCGAACGCCAGGAGUGUACUGAUUAUUGCGCCAAGAAGCACCCGGGCAGGGUUCCAGGACGGCAAAGCAAGGUUAAGCCGGAGCAGCGUGCCCACUAA
Messenger RNA from Pyricularia oryzae 70-15, 219 nucleotides. RefSeq lists its product as uncharacterized. The coding region runs from base 1 to 219 and encodes 72 amino acids. The record is from RefSeq and is a predicted model, not a curated record. The transcript is spliced from 2 exons. Lineage: Eukaryota; Fungi; Ascomycota; Sordariomycetes; Magnaporthales; Pyriculariaceae.